ACAAUUUUUUAAAAGCAAAAAAGAUGCAAUCAUAUUAAUAUAUAUUAUGAUACAUAUCUCUACAUGCAAUUCACUUUAAAAUUGACAUCGAGAAUUUGACAUCUCUCACUUCAUUUAAUGUAAAGAUGAUGAGAGAAGUAGCAGGUGGGUUUCCAAAAUCGUAAGCAAAUGAGGAAAAAAAAGAAAAGAAUAAAAUGUUAAUUUCAGUUGAAAAUUAAAUAAAAUUAUCUUCUAGAAGAUUUUAACCGAAUAAAAUACAUGUAUAAAUACGCUAUGCAUGUUGCAUACUCUUUAGUAAGUCAGAGUAAUAACAUUUUUUUUUUACUCUAAGCAAACUGAACAUGGAAGAAACAAUGAAGAGUUUGCUUGAUGAUUCUUUUGAAAGUGCAAUGACACUUACCAAUUCAGGUGCCCCUCAAGUGCCUGACCGUUACGUUCUUCCUCCAUCGCAAAGGCCAGCUCUUGGUUCAAGCUUAGGCACCAUAGAGACAACACUUCCUAUCAUUGAUCUCUCUCUUUUACACGAACCUUUGCUUAGAUCCAGCGUUGUCCGAGAUAUCAACAUGGCCUGCAAGGAAUUUGGUUUAUUUCAGGUUAUAAACCAUGGGAUACCACCAUCAGUGAUUGAAGGUGCCUUAGAUGCAGCAACACAGUUCUUUGACUUACCUGUGGAAGAGAAGAUGCUUCUAGUGUCUGCAGAUGUUCAUCAGCCAGUAAGAUAUGGCACAAGCCUCAACCAUUCAACAGACAGAGUUCAUUACUGGAGAGAUUUCAUUAAACAUUACUCUUAUCCUCUAUUAAAGUGGAUCGAUAUGUGGCCAUCAAAUCCUCCAUGUUACAAGGAAAAGGUAGGUAAGUAUGCAGAGGCAACGCAUGUGCUACAUAAGCAACUAAUAGAAGCUAUCUCAGAAAGCCUAGGACUAGAGAAAAAUUACUUACAAGAACAAACUGAAGAAGGCUCACAAGUCAUGGCAGUGAACUGUUACCCAGCAUGUCCUGAACCUGAAAUCACCUUGGGAAUGCCACCACACUCGGACUUCGGCUCGCUGACCAUCUUACUUCAAAGUAGCCAGGGACUCCAGAUAAUGGAUUCCAGCAAAGACUGGAUCCGUGUGCCGUAUAUUGAAGGAUCUUUGAUAGUUCAGUUGGGAGAUCAAGUAGAAGUGAUGAGCAAUGGCAUAUACAAGAGUGUGAUUCAUCGUGUAACAGUGAACAAAGACUACAAGCGGCUAUCAUUUGCAAGUCUUCAUAGUCUACCUCUGCAAAAGAAGAUAAGUCCAGCACCUGAGCUCGUUGGAAACAAUGCACCAGCCUAUGGGGAGUUUAGUUUCAACGAUUUUCUUGACUACAUCUCGAACAAUGAUUGUGUACAGCAAAGAUUCAUUGAUACACUUAAGAAGAGCAACUCCUGA
Molecule: messenger RNA, 1412 nt
Organism: Brassica napus (rape)
Lineage: Eukaryota; Viridiplantae; Streptophyta; Magnoliopsida; Brassicales; Brassicaceae
Product: flavanone 3-dioxygenase 3
Exons: 3
Coding region: 342-1412 (356 amino acids)
Source: RefSeq, a predicted model, not a curated record